Molecule: messenger RNA, 1170 nt
Organism: Bipolaris sorokiniana ND90Pr
Lineage: Eukaryota; Fungi; Ascomycota; Dothideomycetes; Pleosporales; Pleosporaceae
Exons: 2
Coding region: 1-1170 (389 amino acids)
Source: RefSeq, a predicted model, not a curated record
AUGCUAGGCAGAUGGAUCCUUCGCCCAGGGUCAUGCUUGAGCCUAGCCAGACGGCAUCCCAAGGCCCGAUGCCGCGCAAGCUCCGCCCACAUUCCUGGUCACAUUUUGAGAGGUGACGACCUCGGCCCCACGCGCAAAGAUGAUUACCAGACUGUCCGCGUCCGCAAGGACAAGCAGGCAAAGGACCUUCCAUUACCUCCGUUGCUAGACCCUCUGGUCUUGAAACAAAGGUCGCGUUUCGAGCAGAGAAAGGAAAGACCAAAUGUAGCCAACUUCACGCCAUUCCAGAAGAGACUAUGGGAGAAUCCAUUUGCCCAUGCCUUAGCAUCGCCUGUGCGUCAAUGUCGCUCAACGCUGAUCUCGCUUCCUGUCGCUUUUCUGACGUCUCUCCACCCACGCCCUCACCCAACCACCCAAGAUCCAUGGCUUCUUCCCGUCUCACUAACAACCGACACUAAACAUCUUGGCCCGCCAUAUCGCUUCUUGGGAAGACAUGUAGUUGCAGCACAUCUAAGCAAAAAUAAAGCAUGGGAGAAGGGGCUAAACGCACGCAUGAGGGAAAAGUUCAGUGCGCAUAAUUUGAAGAACAUGGUCUGGAGAGAAGAUAUGGCUGACUUCAUAUUGGAAAUGAUGCGCAAGAGACUUGCUGACGGCUUAACCUGGUACUUUGGAUUUAAGGGUCGCUUGGUCCCUGUUCCAAGUCCCCGGAGUGAAGACAUAGAGGACGUCGAGGAUGUGUCCUGUGUGCUCAUUUUUCGUUCGCUGCGCACGCGCGCCAAUGAUAUACAAGUUCGUUCAGACGAGAACAAAACAGAGUUAGAGAAGUGGUCAAGCUACUUCGCCAAGAACUUUGCGUCGAAACUUGAUCCUCAUGCUGCUCCAGGAGUCACGCACACAUCGCCACACUGGUACUCAGGGCCUAUAGUGCCUCGCAUGCAACCUCGCCUACACUUUCCUGAGCUCGAGUUUCAUGCUACCGCAUGGAGAGGAAAAAAGGUGGCAGUCUACAGCUUAUUAGAUUUGCUGGGAGAAGAACAGGCACAGGUAUUGGUGGAAGGAAGCAAGUACGCAAACGAAAAAUGUGUCGUUCUGAAAAGGGGAAGACACAGCAUACCAAUUCAGAUACUUCUCAUGCAGGUACAGGCGUACGUUGCUCGGCCAGGAGAAUAA